AUGGCUCACCAUUUUUCAAACCAGGCCUUGGGUUGCUUUCUCUUAUUUUCUCUAGUUUUGCCUUCUCUUUCAACCUUUUCUCAUGCUCAUUUACAUGGUGUAUUUCCCAUUUUUGAGCCAACAGAACCUACAACAUUCCCAGAAAUUGGUGAUGUUCCACCAGCUGAAGUUCAUGAAAAUGAUUUCAAUAAAACUUUUGCCAAUGAAAGGCUAGAAAAUGCCUAUGUUGCUCUUCAAGCAUGGAAAAAGGCUAUUUACUCUGACCCUUUUAACACAACUGGUAACUGGGUUGGUUAUGAUGUUUGCUCCUACAAUGGUCUGUUUUGUGCUCCUGCUCUUGAUGAUCCCACAUUGAGUGUAGUUGCUGGUAUUGAUCUUAACGAUGCAGACAUUGCUGGGCACCUCCCAGAAGAGUUAAGCCUCUUGAAAGAUAUUGCGCUUUUCCACAUCAACUCAAAUAGAUUCUGUGGAAUUGUACCACAGAGCUUAGAGAAUCUCACUCUUUUGUUUGAGUUUGAUAUCAGCAACAACCGCUUUGUUGGUGGUUUUCCUUCUGUGGUCCUUACAUGGCCAAGCUUGAAGUACUUGGAUAUCAGAUACAAUGAAUUUGAUGGAGCUUUACCUUCACAGCUAUUUGAGAAAGAUCUUGAUGCAAUAUUCUUGAACAACAACCGUUUCACAUCUAUUAUCCCAGAAACUCUAGGAAAAUCCAAGGCCUCGGUUGUGACUUUUGCUAACAACAAAUUCUCAGGUUGCAUUCCAAAAUCUAUUGGGAACAUGGGGAACUUGAAUGAGAUUGUCUUCAUGGGCAAUGGACUUGGAGGUUGCUUCCCACAAGAGCUUGGUUUACUACAAAAUGUGACUGUUUUGGAUGCUAGCAAUAAUGGGUUUGUAGGGACUCUACCUAACUUGUCAGGAUUGAAGAAUGUGGAGGUCAUAGACAUCGCACAUAACAAGCUUAGUGGAUAUGUGUCUAACACUAUUUGCCAGCUACCUUUGUUGAAGAACUUCACAUUUUCUGACAACUACUUCAAUGGGGAAGCUCAAACUUGUAUCGCUUCUUCCAACUCAUUGGUUGCUUUUGAUGACUCAAGCAAUUGUUUAUCAGGAAAAAAGAAUCAAAAGACAUCCAAGCAAUGCUUACCGGUGCUAACUCGCCCUGUGGACUGUAGCAAGCACUGUGGUGGAGGCAAUGGGAAUAGCCAUGUCCCCUCAACACCAAAACCAACUCCAUCCCCUAAGGCUAAACCACCUCCAACACCAAAGGCAGAGCCACCUCCAACACCAAAGACUAAGACACCUCCAACACCAAAGGCUGAGCCACCUCCAACACCAACACUUCCACCAGUUGAAGAUAUCCCACCAACACUCCCACCAGUUGAGGAUAUCCCACCAACAUUACCACCAGUUGAGGAUAUUCCACCAACACUUCCACCAGUUGAAGAUAUCCCACCAACACUCCCACCAGUUGAGGAUAUUCCACCAACAUUACCACCAGUUGAGGAUAUCCCACCAUCAAGUGCACCAAUGCCAUCACCUCCUGUAACUUUUCAGUCACCUCCUGCACCUGUCCACUCACCACCACCACUAGUACACUCUCCUCCACCACCUGUCCACUCACCACCACCACCACCAGUUCACUCUCCUCCUCCCCCCAUCCACUCACCACCACCGCCACCAGUACACUCUCCUCCACCACCUGUCCACUCACCACCACCACCAGUUCACUCCCCACCACCCCCUGUCCACUCACCACCACCACCACCAGUUCACUCCCCACCACCCCCUGUCCACUCUCCACCACCACCACCACCAGUUCACUCCCCACCACCCCCUGUCCACUCACCACCACCACCACCAGUUCACUCUCCUCCACCACCACCAGUUCACUCUCCUCCACCACCAGUACACUCUCCUCCACCUCCUGUCCACUCACCACCACCACCACCAGUUCACUCUCCUCCACCCCCUGUCCACUCACCACCACCACCAGUUCAUUCUCCACCUCCACCAGUUCACUCUCCACCACCACCAGUCCACUCCCCACCUCCACCAGUUCACUCUCCUCCUCCACCAGUUCAUUCUCCACCACCACCACCAGUCCACUCACCACCACCACCAGUUCACUCUCCACCACCACCCCCUGUGUACUCACCACCACCACCAGUUUACUCUUCUCCUCCACCACCAGUCCAAUCUCCACCAACACAAACAUGGGAUGACAUUGUCCUUCCACCAUUCUUCGGAGCUGAAUACAGAUCACCUCCUCCCCCAACAAUUACUGGAUACUAA
Gastrolobium bilobum is the source of this 2292-nucleotide messenger RNA. RefSeq names its product pollen-specific leucine-rich repeat extensin-like protein 1. The transcript has a single exon. The coding region runs from base 1 to 2292 and encodes 763 amino acids. The record is from RefSeq and is a predicted model, not a curated record. NCBI's taxonomy places the organism in Eukaryota, Viridiplantae, Streptophyta, Magnoliopsida, Fabales, Fabaceae.